This is a messenger RNA of Gastrolobium bilobum, 2032 nucleotides long. Its product is annotated as NADP-dependent glyceraldehyde-3-phosphate dehydrogenase-like. Lineage: Eukaryota; Viridiplantae; Streptophyta; Magnoliopsida; Fabales; Fabaceae. The record is from RefSeq and is a predicted model, not a curated record. The transcript is spliced from 9 exons. Gene Ontology annotation, molecular function: lactaldehyde dehydrogenase (NAD+) activity. The coding region runs from base 325 to 1821 and encodes 498 amino acids.
GAGGAUAACUAAAAUUUGUUCAACUGUUUUGUGAUUGAAAUUCAUCUUAAUAGGACAAGGAAAAGGUGAUUGAUUGAGAUAAUGAAAGCUAGCAGCAUGCCACUCUUCCUACCAGAGGGGCAUGCUAUGAACCACUCAACCAUACCUCGCUAGUGCUGAGUCAAUGGACAUAAUAAUACUUGUUUCGCCUUCUCUUUACAUAAACGACGAAUGUUAUGAUUACUCACCAAACCAUACUUCACCUUACACUCCUCAUAAUCUCUCUACACUAUAUUUAUAUAUCGCUUGGUGUAAAGGGAAAAUCUGCAUUAGGGUCUUUCUAACAUGGCUGGAAGUGGAACUGGAGUGUUUGCUGAAACUUUGGAUGGAGAUGUGUAUAAGUACUACUCUGAUGGAGAAUGGAAAAAAUCUUCUGCAGGAAAAAGUGUUUCUAUCAUCAACCCCACUACCAGAAAGACUCAAUAUAAAGUUCAAGCUUGUUCGCAAGAAGAAGUUAAUAAGGUAAUGGAUUCAGCAAAAUCUGCACAAAAGUCAUGGGCAAAGACCCCACUCUGGAAGCGGGCUGAACUUCUUCACAAGGCAGCUGCUAUUCUCAAAGAACACAAAGAUAAAAUUGCAGAGUGCCUGGUGAAAGAAAUAGCAAAGCCAGCCGAAGACGCAGUUACAGAGGUUGUAAGAUCUGGGGAUCUGAUUUCUUACUGUGCUGAAGAAGGGGUAAGAAUUCUGGGAGAGGGAAAGUUCUUAGUGUCAGACAGCUUUCCUGGAAAUGAAAGAACAAAAUAUUGCCUUACAGCCAAGAUUCCAUUAGGAGUGAUUUUAGCCAUCCCACCUUUUAAUUAUCCUGUCAACCUUGCUGUCUCAAAAAUUGCUCCUGCGCUGAUAGCUGGGAACUCCAUUGUGCUCAAGCCUCCAACUCAGGGAGCUGUUUCUGCUCUUCACAUGGUGCAUUGCUUUCACUUAGCUGGUUUUCCCAAAGGCCUAAUAAGUUGUGUUACUGGCAAAGGCUCAGAAAUUGGUGACUUCCUUACUAUGCAUCCAGGAGUGAACUGUAUAAGCUUCACUGGUGGAGAUACUGGUAUUGCAAUUUCAAAGAAAGCAAGCAUGAUUCCAUUGCAAAUGGAAUUGGGAGGAAAGGAUGCCUGCAUUGUACUUGAGGAUGCUGACCUAGAUUUGGUGGCUGCAAACAUUACAAAAGGAGGCUUUUCAUACAGUGGUCAGAGGUGCACUGCUGUUAAGGUUGUUCUAGUGAUGGAAUCUGUUGCCGAUGCAUUGGUUGAGAAAGUGAAGGGUAGGGUGGCAAAGCUAAGUGUUGGGCCACCAGAAGAUAACUCUGAUAUCACCCCAGUUGUUUCAGAAUCAUCAGCCAAUUUCAUUGAACGCCUGGUCAUGGAUGCAAAACAAAAAGGAGCAACAUUCUGCCAGGAGUAUAGAAGAGAAGGGAAUCUCAUUUGGCCUUUGCUCUUGGAUAAUGUUAGGCCUGAUAUGAGAAUUGCAUGGGAGGAACCUUUUGGACCAGUUUUGCCAGUUAUAAGAAUAAAUUCUAUUGAAGAAGGAAUCCACCAUUGUAAUGCUAGCAAUUUUGGACUUCAGGGUUGUGUCUUCACAAAGGAUGUCAACAAAGCAAUAUUGAUCAGUGAUGCAAUGGAGACAGGCACAGUUCAGAUAAAUUCUGCCCCAGCCCGUGGACCUGACCAUUUUCCAUUUCAGGGUAUCAAGGAUAGUGGAAUUGGAUCUCAAGGGAUUACCAACAGCAUAAACAUGAUGACCAAGGUCAAAACAACUGUGAUCAACUUGCCCACACCUUCUUAUACAAUGGGCUAGUGUUGUAAUAUGAAUGGAGAAAAAACUAAAUAAUGAAUCGUAGCUAGCUUUAAAUCGGCAAAAUAGUGAAUAAUGACUGUGAUAUAUUUGUCACAUGGUAACUUCAUGUGUCUACUUAUUGUACUCUAUUUAGCUCAGCAGGAUAUGAAUCUUAAAUUUAUCUUAUACCUUUUCAACAUGUCAAGGAAAAUGGUUAUGUUCUAGUGACGUU